Molecule: messenger RNA, 8002 nt
Organism: Myripristis murdjan (pinecone soldierfish)
Lineage: Eukaryota; Metazoa; Chordata; Actinopteri; Holocentriformes; Holocentridae
Gene: arhgap21a
Product: Rho GTPase activating protein 21a
Exons: 26
Coding region: 546-6611 (2021 amino acids)
Biological process (GO): signal transduction
Molecular function (GO): phospholipid binding; protein binding
Source: RefSeq, a predicted model, not a curated record
ACACAUUACUUUUUUUUUUGUUUGAAUUUCGGCAAAAUAGGAUGGGAUUAAAAGUUUAAAACGUAAGGAAAUGAAUGAACACCACGAGUUUUAUUUUUUAUCGCCACGGUGUAACGAAGAAAUGCACACCGAGGGGCGUUUACCAUGUUUUUCCAGUGUGUUUUUCCUAACAGGUAGCGAGCGUCAACAGUCAGUGUAGCUCUUAAAAAGGAGACUGACUACAUCCCGCUUUGUAGGGUCUUGACAGCCCUUUUUCUCUCUCGCUGGACAGACCAAACCUUUUUUACCAACACCGUACUCUUUCCAGAAAUAUGGACAACGCGUUUCCAAUGCCGUUUUGGGAGUAUUUCUCAGUGAAUUCGUAACAGAUUUCAGUCUCUGACGGACAUGAAGAAGGAAGACGGUGUGGAUUAGGAUCUUUUUUUUUUUUUUUUUUUGGACUGCCGUGGCUGGACGCAGGCACCGCUCGGGUUUGGCUUCACCCCCUCCCCAAAUCUCAAUGUGGGCUCUAGAGGACUUCUCUCUCUGCGGUUUGAAAUGAAAUAAUGGCGACACGUUGGAGUGAUUCACCGCAGGAAAAUGAAGAGAGUAAACACAGAGCCAUAUCUCCAUCUUGUGAGGCCAAACAGAAGGAUGGGCGUGAUCAGAGCGAGGCGUCAGCCACGGCUUCUCCCGGGGGAGAAGAGGAGCCCUUUUCCUGGCCGGGGCCCAAAACGCUCCACCUGCGCCGAACCUCGCAGGGCUUUGGCUUCACGCUGCGGCACUUCAUCGUCUACCCGCCUGAGUCCGCUGUCCACUCCUCUCUUAAGGAUGAAGACAAUGGCAGUCGAGGGAGACAGCGGAACCGUCUGGAGCCAAUGGACACCAUUUUCGUCAAGCAAGUGAAGGAGGGAGGCCCCGCCCACGGAGCUGGACUCUGUACAGGAGACCGGAUAGUGAAGGUGAAUGGAGAAAGCAUCAUUGGAAAGACCUACUCGCAAGUCAUAGCCUUGAUCCAAAACAGUGAUGCCUCACUGGAACUGUGUGUGAUGCCAAAGGAUGAGGACAUUUUGCAGCUGUUUUCCAGGGAUAUCACUGCUCUGGCCUAUUCCCAAGAUGCAUACCUCAAAGGAAAUGAGGCGUACAGCGGAAAUGCCCGGAACAUCCCCGAGCCCCCACCCAUAUGCUACCCUCGGAUAGAAGCGAAGGCUGCGGGCAUGGCCCAGAUGUCAGAGCCCUCUACAGUCAGUGAGACACCCCGAGGGCCAGCUCAGGGGCCUGGGAGACGAGGGGGGGCCACAGACAUGAGCUACCGCGUAGAAAUCCCCGUUCCUCCAUCUCCACCACCCCAACAGGCGUCAAAGACUCAAACAGUGGUGUGCGUAUGUAACGAGAAUUUGCGGACAGUGGUGGUGACCCCUGACCCAGUGGACAGGGGGUCUCGUUCGGCUCGGGCUGGACCCAGCCAUAGGACAGAGGAGAAUCGGUACGGUCCCGCAGCGGACCCAGGCACAGCCAGGCCCAGACCCCUCAUACCCUCGGUACCUCCUGGGGGAGCACAGUUGCAGUACACGCCGUCUCGUCCCUCAGAACCUCCAGUUUAUGCCCCUUCCUCAAGUUCUAGACCUGGCCAGAUAUAUCCUGACACCUUAUCGCCACCUGUGCGAGCCCCUCUCACCCCUGCCUCACCUGAGGCCUUCUCCUCUGCUGUCUCACCCAACAACAACCACUACUCCCCCUCCCCCACUGCUCCUUCAACCUCCCCGCACCAGAACAUCGACUGGCGGAACUACACCACCUAUAAGGAUUACAUUGACGCCAAGCGGCUGCACAAUUACGGCUCCCGGACCAUCCAGGAGCGCUUGGACAGCCUGCGUGCCGCUGCCAACUCCAGUUCUGCCUACUCCCAGCAACGCACACCCCCUCCUCCCAGCACCAGCCAGAGAGGGCUGGCACUGGGCUCCCAGGUCAGACGGAGGAGCACGUCCCAUGACCGAGGGAUGGGUGUGGGUUGCCAGGGGCCUUCAGUGGUGACUCCGUUGCGCAGCGCCUCCCAGGAGAGGCUUGGAGUAUCAGCAGAGAGGACAGUGCCAGCCAGAAACUGGCCUCGGAGCGCUUCCCAGGACGCGCUGCCGUCCUCCACCACAACAGGAUUUGCCAAACCCCGGGCGCGUUCCUGUGACUAUCUGGGCCAGCAGCCUGGAGAGACAGGGGGGCUUGUAUCCGGGGAUAGGGCAGGGUACAGCCGGCCAGAGGUAGAGGACAGGCUGCUGCUGUGCCAUGGAGAGGAUGCUAGAGCCAACAGGCAGGCAGGAGGGCUGAGAGCUUUACCUCAGCCUCAUAGGACACUUGCCGGGCAGGAAGCAGAGGGGCGAGGGGGUGGAUUCUCCAACUCACCCCUAGCUUCUCCAGUGUUUACUAAAGGUACGACAGAUUCUGUACUAACUUCUCGGACAGACAGUGUUAUUAUUAGACCGUCUCGUCUGCCUGUCAAAAACUCCAUCUCAGACCCAUCACCUGCCUUAUCCUCCACUAACACCACAGACCCGCUCAAAGACCAAAGAGCUGCCAUCAUGGGCAACCAUCUAGGCUACGCCUCGCCCCUGCAGCACCUGCAGCUCAGGGGUCGGGCCGACAGCCUAAAGAUGGAGAGCAGGCCAGAGGCUGGGCUGGUAGCCAGGUCCUCCUCUUGCUCCGCCCCUUCCUCUAAACUACCGAUUCAGAGACAACUACAGAGUGGAGCCGUGUCUUCCUCCUCUGGCUCCUCCGCCGCUAAUGGAGCAGUGACCCUCAGGCCAAAGGUAAAAGAAAAUUCUACCACCAGUUCUACCGUACGGACCAAUGGGGGUCCCACGGAGGGCGUAGAGGGACCUGACGCUAACGUAGUGGUCUUAAGGAGGGAUAAAAACUCUGGAGCCCAACCCAUUCGCCAUCCAUCCUACAUACUGGCCGUGAAUGACAAUGAGAGAGCAGAGACUCUGUCUAAGUCAUCGCCGAUGGUGAAGACAGGCUCCGCAGAGGCAGGGGUGUUCUGGCUGUCCAAUGACAUUCGCAGGGAGGUGUGCACGAGGAGGCUAGGAGACACACGGCACACCUCCGGCUCCAAAAACCUGGAUGACUCUCUGGAUUCAAUUCCCUUCAUAGAUGAACCGUCCAGUCCCAGCAUUGACCUGGACAGCACACACAUCCCUGCGUCCGCUGUGAUAUCCGGAGCACCCAUCAUUACCACCAUCCCACCCAGCCCCACCUCGCCCUCCCCUCUCAUUCGACGCCAGCUGUCACACGACCAAGAUUCUCUCCGUCUCACAAUUAUUGAGUCAGAUUCUGGUACCAAAACGGAGCGGUCAAAGUCCUAUGACGAAGGUCUGGAUAAUUACCGGGAAGAAGCCAGAGGGAGGUCCUUAAUACCUGGUCUGAAGGGUCUGAGGAAGGCUGUGGACAGGUCAUCAGAAGAUUCGGGGUCCAGGAGAGACUCGUCAUCGGACGUCUUCAGUGAUGCCACCAAGGAGGGUUUGCUGCAUUUCAAACAGCUUAACACAGACAAGAGCAAGCGUGUUGGAGGGGGCAUGCGGCCGUGGAAACAGAUGUACGCGGUGCUACGAGGCCACUCCCUCUGCCUGUACAAAGACAAAAAGGAGGGGCAGGCCCACGCCAACUGCCAAGCGGUGGACGAGCCGCUGCCAAUCAGCAUCAAGGCCUGUCUGAUUGACAUUUCCUACAGCGAUACGAAGCGCAAGAACGUGCUGCGGCUGACCACGUCAGACUGCGAGUACCUGUUCCAGGCUGAGGACCGGGAGGACAUGUUGGCCUGGAUCAGAGUCAUACAGGAGAACAGCAACCUGGACGAGGAGAACGCGGCCUUUACUAGUCGUGACCUCAUCAGCCGGAAGAUCAAGGAGUACAACACCUUGAUGAGCCCGACAGGCAGCAAGACAGAGCCAUCGCCAAAACCGUCACGCCAGUCCCUGAGCAUCAGACAGACGCUGCUGGGAGGGAAAGGAGAGACCAAAGCACCAAGUCAGCACUCGCCCAAGCCUGAGCAGGAGAGGAAGAACAUGCACAAAGAUGACACCAGCCCGCCCAAGGACAAGGGAACAUGGAGGAAGGGCAUCCCAGGGCUGAUGAGGAAACCCUUUGAGAAGAAGCCGCCUCCUGGGGUCACAUUUGGAGUGAGACUGGACGACUGUCCUCCUGCGCAGACUAACAGGUUUGUGCCUCUGAUCGUGGAGGUUUGCUGCAAGCUGGUGGAGGAGAGGGGGUUGGAGUACACAGGCAUCUACAGAGUCCCGGGAAACAACGCUGCCAUCUCCAAUAUGCAGGAGGAGCUCAAUAACAAGGGCAUGAAUGACAUCGAUAUCCAGGAUGAUAAAUGGAGGGACCUCAAUGUGAUCAGCAGUUUACUGAAGUCCUUCUUCCGUAAGCUUCCGGAGCCGCUGUUCACCAAUGAUAAGUAUGCAGACUUCAUAGAGGCCAACAGAAUAGAGGAUCCAGUGGAGAGACUUAAAGUGCUCAAGAGGCUGCUUCACGAGUUGCCAGAUCAUCAUUAUGAGACCCUCAAGUUCCUCUCAGCUCAUCUGAAAACUGUUGCUGAAAAUUCAGAGAAGAAUAAGAUGGAGCCAAGGAACCUGGCCAUCGUGUUUGGUCCCACUCUGGUGCGAACAUCUGAGGACAACAUGACCCACAUGGUGACACACAUGCCAGACCAGUACAAGAUAGUGGAGACACUCAUUCAAAAUUAUGACUGGUUUUUCACUGAGGAUGGCAACGGAGAGCCAGUGACUGUGUCCCAGGAGGAGAGCGCGGUGGAGUCUCAGCCAGUCCCCAACAUCGACCACCUGCUCACCAACAUCGGUCGGACCGGAGCUUCGCAGGGUGAAGUAUCAGAUUCACCGACUAGUGACUCAGCUAAAUCCAAGGGUUCCUGGGGCUCAGGGAAGGACCAGUGCAGCCGAGAGCUCCUGGUCUCCUCCAUCUUUGCUGCAGCCAGUCGCAAAAGAAAGAAGUCAAAGGAGAAGCCGCAGCCUAGCAGCUCAGAUGAUGACCUCGACGCAGUGUUCCCCAAAAAGGAAAUCCCUGGCCAGAAGCCAAACCACCAUGGCCUCCAGACCGAGGUGCAGAACAAGACUCGACCUGGCCCAAACACAAAACAAGUACAGGCAGAAGACAAGAAGGAGAAUGGGAGAAGUGUGGAGCUGACACCCAAGACCAGGAGAGACCACAGGAACUCCUUCUUCUUGAAGGAGAAGACUCCGUCCAGACAACCAUCACCCUCGCCCUCUCCGUCCCCAAACCUCUCGGGCUCUCCCAGCCUCAGCUACCAAACAGCCCUUCAGGGGAAGUCCUCCGUCUCAGAUCCCCCGUCCCAGCUGGAUGAGAAUACCUCAGACCUUGGGACCAUGAGCUCUGGCGCCUCUGUGCCAAGGUCACGACCCAGAAAGUGGACUUCAGGAGCGUCUGCUGACUUGCCUGCAGCAGGAACAAGUUUAGGGCUGGGAGGAGGUGCGGGGGCGUCUGCCGGUGCAGAGGUGAGCUCCAUAACCUCAGACUACUCCACCACUUCCUCCAUCACUUUCCUGACUGGAGCAGAGUCCAGUGCGCUCAGUCCAGAGCUGCAGGGUGGGGAGGAGGCGGACGAUGAACGCAGUGAACUCAUCAGUGAGGGACGACCCAUGGAGACAGACAGUGAAAGUGAUUUCCCAGUGUUUGCCCCGGGCGGAGGCAGCUGCCAGUCCACACCCUGCCCCGAGCAGAGUCAAACUGAGCAUGUGUCUCAGGAAAAAACUGAGCCAACAGCUGGUGCAGCUGAGGGGAGCACCACCCCAAAACUGGAGGCACGACGUCUCUUCCCUUCCCACAGGCUGAUUGAGUGUGACACCCUCUCCAGGAGACGGUCCCUAAGACAGAAAACAGACAGUGAGUCGUCAGUGGAGGGCGUGGCAGGCGGCGCAGAGCGGACCGAGGGCAGGGCAGAGUCUUCCACGCGGCUGUCCCGUGUCCUGGAGGUGAUGAAGAAGGGGCGGUCCACCGGCAGCCUCAGCUCGUCCUCACGCAGCGAGUCAGAGCGACCUGAACCAGCCUGGCGUCUCAAGAUCACAGAGCGGCUCAAGUUUAGAUUGCGAACGUCCGCCGAUGACAUGUUCGGCAUGGGCACCCACAAGAGCCGCACCCCCGACGCUCGCAGUAAGAAGAAGAACAUCCGCAGGAGGCACACGAUGGGCGGGCAGAGAGACUUUGCAGAGCUGGCGGUCAUCAACGACUGGAGGGAGCAGGGCGGCGUGGACCAGGCAGCUGAACUGUCGGCCGUGGACCGCCUCAAGCCCAAAUGUUCCUCUCAGGACUUCUCCAUCCGGGACUGGAUUGCCAGAGAGCGCUGCCGGGAUGGGAGCGCUGAAGUCAGCAUGGAGGUCGCACCCAAAGCCGUCCCUGAGGACGACCAGCCGGACGCCCAGAACCCGGCUCCUCCUCAGAGACCGUCUCCCUCCGCCUCCCCCAGCCCGCAGCCCCUGGCAGGGGAGCAGGUCAACGGAGGCGGGCCACAGGGCAAAAACAAAGCCAACCUUGUGGCAGACGCACAUCCACACAAACUCUCUGGAGCGCAAGUCGUCCGCUCGCGGUUCUAUCAGUAUCUGUGAAACAGGAAGGGUGGGUUUGUCUGGUGUACGUGUGUGUUUGUUAGAAAAAGAGAGAGUGGCUGCGUGAAUGUAUGUAUGUAGGUAUUUUAGCUAAGGUUACUGCACAAUAUUUUUUCUACAAAGUAUAUGUAUACUGUAUGUAUCUACUGUACAUAUUUUGUAUAGGCUCACGUGAAUUGUUACUGGAGUAAAGCCGAAGAGGCGUGUUUGUGUGUAAUUCCAUCGGCUCGUUUGCUAUACUGGAGCAGACAUGGAAAAAAAAUGUGGACUUCCUUCUGCAAGCUCGAACCCCAGUAAUGCAAGAAUGUGACCGCAGUGUUGAUAUUCGACGUUAAUACAACAGACAUGAACUCUGGCUGGAAAACAUUUCCCUCCCUAAAACAGAGCACACAUGUAUGGAAUGUCAUACAGGACUGUAAUGUAUUGCAAAAUGAAAACAAAAAGGGUCAACUUGACAAUUACUGAAGAAUCUGCCACCUACUCUGCAUGAGGAAGCCUUUUUUUUCUUCUAAGGAAUCAUGGUUCAGUUCUUCCUAUUAUAAAUGGUAUGAAGAAUGUAUUACUCCUUCCUAUUUUUGACUAACACUAGUUGCUUGUGACAAUAAUGUCAUUUUCAAACCAAUAUGUACUUUUUUUUGUCUGUACUUGAAGUUUGUCAAAAUAAUUGAGGGCUGCUUUCUGAGCUGUGUACUGUAGGAAGUUGUGUUUUUUACAGUGCAGUCAUAACAGCCAGAUAUUAGCUAGAGGGACUGAAGAAUUAAAAUAGUUUUAUCAAAUGACAAAAAUGGAAAAACCAUGUUACAGAGUGCUGACAAAAUAGCAAUGUUGUGCUUGGUACAGUAGUUUUCAAUUCCAAACAUUGUCCAAUUAUAGUUCCACAAAAAGACAUUUUUUAAAACUGUGUGAAUCAUGUUUCUUUAUCCCAAAAGAAAAAAAGUGCCUCUUUUUAAAUUUACCACCAUGAAUAGAUUAGGGUGCCAUUACCUUGUUUUUACCAACGGUUGUCAAGAAACUUUAAAACAUUUUUUUAGGUAACAAAAAAAUCUUGCAGGCAUUCCAGAAUUUGUUUUUUGCUUUCUGGUCCUGUUGUUUUUUUUAGUUAAACUUUCACAGAAAAUUCGGAACAUUGGGUUUAUAUUCCAAUGUAUACAGUUCCUGUUAAAAAAAAAUUUUAUUUAUUUUUUUUCCUGUUGUAUUUUUUAAGUGCAGUCAAGUGCAUGGUUCCUUAUAACCUGGGAGAUACUGGGAGAAUAAAAAAAAUAUGUCUGGAACUGCAUGAGACCAUGUUUUCUGAACAGUGAACAUCUCUUCUGUGUACAGCAUAAUAUGGGUGCAACGCCUUCCCUCAAGAAACACUGGAAAUAAAUAAUCUUUAUUAGACUGCGGUGUCU